CCUUCCAAGAUAAGAUUCUUUUCUCUCUCCAAAUGUGGAAGAAAUUGAGGAUCAAAAUGGAGAGAAAUCUAUCCUUAAUUAUAAGCUAUCUAUCAUCCAUGAUUUUCAAUUCGAAUCUCAUCUUCUGCACAUCCUUCUUCUGCUUUCUCGCGCUUCUACUAUGUUCAUCCACGCUCAAAAACCAAAAACCGCCGUUUCCCGAUUUUUCUUCAAUCUUAUCUUCAAAUCGGUUCGAUAAGGAAGUCUUGGAGGCUUUGAAAUCGAAUCCUGAUCGAUUUUUUGAUCGGCGGCCAGAAUUUUCAAAUUUCGAAUUCCAAAAUUUCCCCCCUACUACCGAAUUCAACUUCUCUAAAACCCUUCCGCCCGAUACUUUUUAGUUUUUGAUCCGCGAGUUGUGUUGUUUCUCUAUACAAUCGAUCGAUGUCAGAGUCUAAGAUGAAGAGAGCGUCGAUCGGUUCUCGUAAAUCCGCCAUUGUUCAUGAAGAAUCGGAAGCAAGGCGUAAAUAUCAAAUUCUGCUGCAAGAUUUCUUGGAAGUCCAGAAGGAUUUUGUUUCGAAGAAGAGAAAAUUGCAGGUUCUAAGACAGAGGAAGGAGACUCUUGGAGCAGAAGUUAGAUUUUUGAGACAAAGGCUCGAAUAUCUGCAGAAGUUGCAGAAUCGUAAACAUGAUUCAAUUUCAGAGGACCUGCCCAUGGUUUUGGAAACGAAGCAGAAUCUGGAUGGUGUGGAAGAGGAGAAGUUUCAGAAUAAGGCCUUAGGCAUCAACAAAAUGGUGGGAAAAAUUAAAACUUUAGGGCAAGCGCGAGAUAUUAACUCGGUUCCUUCGUGAUUGGGUGGUGGUUUUCGUAAAUUUGUUCAUCAACCACACUCUUCCAUGAUAAUGUAGGAUCCAACCCAGUUCUUUG
Molecule: messenger RNA, 904 nt
Organism: Momordica charantia (bitter melon)
Lineage: Eukaryota; Viridiplantae; Streptophyta; Magnoliopsida; Cucurbitales; Cucurbitaceae
Source: RefSeq, a predicted model, not a curated record